UGGCGAUAAGGCGUGGCGGCGUGUUCUGGCGGCGGCGUGGCCUCUGGUGGUUGGCGUCAGGAAGGUGCGGUGGUGGCGCGUGGCGUGGAGCCCUCCGCGGCGGAGCCCGGUGCAUCCUCCGCACUUUACUGGCAGCCACCGUCACACACGCAUCAACUCGCCAUGGAAGUUGAAGGCGAGCCCGAACACCAGGCGCUGCGCUUCGGCGCGCUGGACUACUCCUCGUUCGUCGUCAUGAUGCUGCUCUCCGCCCUGGUGGGCGUGUACUACGGCUUCUUCAAGAAACAGAACUCCAUGUCUGAUUACUUCCUCGGCGGUCGUUCCAUGGGGGUGUUCCCGAUCGCCAUGUCCCUCAUUGCCAGCAACAUAUCCGGUGUGUCGGUGCUGGUCGUGCCGUCAGACAUGUACACGUACGGCCCUCAGAUCGCACUCGUUGCUGUGCUUGGCAUACCUGUGGUGCUUCUAGUUGUACACUUCUUCCUUCCGACCUUCUAUGACCUCCAAUACGAAUCAAGCUACGAGUACUUGGAGCAUCGGUUUGACAAGAGGAUCCGCACUCUCUCAUCGGUCUUUUACACUAUAGGAUCGUUCCUCUACAUGCCUAUCGUGAUGUACGUCCCGUGCCUCGCUUUCCACCAAGUGAGCGGCGUCGACGUCCAAAUCAUCAACCCCGUCACGUGCCUCAUAUGCGUGUUUUACACGUGUUUGGGAGGGCUGCGCGCCGUGGUGUGGACGGACGCCCUGCAGCUGGUCAGCUUGGUGCUCGCGUCCGUGGUCAUCAUCUUCGCCACCCUGCCCCAGGUGGGCGGCCUGAGCGGCGCCUGGGACCGUGCGGCAGCCGGAGGACGGUUGGACCUGUUCAACAUGGACCUGGACCCGACCGUACGGGCCACGUUCUGGAACGUGGUGUUCGGCGAGAGCUUCUACUUCCUCAACUCGCUGGCCGUGGCGCCGUCCUCCGUGCAGCGCUACCUUUCCAUGCCCACCAUCGGCGCCGCGAAGAGGGCGGCCUACACGCUGGCGGCCGGCUUCACGAUAACCCGCGUCCUGUCUUGUGCCACCGGCACCCUCAUGUACGCAUACUACUUCGACUGCGACCCCAUCGCGCAAAAGGUCGUGUCGCAUUCUGACAAAAUGGUACCGCACUUCGUCAUGGAUGUCGCAAGGGACCUCCCCGGUUUAUCCGGAAUAUUCAUAGCCGGAGUGUUCAGCGCUUCGCUCAGCACGGUGUCCUCCAUCCUCAACACGCUGGCUGGCACGGUAUACAAGGACUUUAUUGAGGGCUGGCUCCCGAAGAAGCCCUCAGAGCAACAGGCCGCCAUCUACCUCAAAGGAAUCACGCUAAUUCAGGGGAUCGCCAUUUUCUUCCUCGUGAUGGUCGUUGAGAAGCUGGGCAGCAUCCUCGAGGUGGCGCUGUCGCUGACGGGCAUGACCACGGGCGCCACGUUCGGCCUGUUCCUGCUUGGGAUGUUCGUGCCCUGGGCCGAGUCGGUGGGUGCGCUGACGGGGGCCUCCGCCAGCUUGGGCUUCAUGUCGGUCGUGACGCUGGGUAACCUUCAGGCCAAGCACUCCGGCAGACUGCGUUACCCCAUGCUGCCCACCAGGACUGACGGAUGCAACGCCACUCUCACCAACACCACCGCUCCGUCGACACCGCUGCCGGUCCUGCCGACGCUCGCCAGCAGGGUGGAGUACGACGAGGACCUCUUCCCGCUGUUCCGCAUCUCCCCGUUCCUGUUCGUCGUGAUCGGCGUGGCCAUCACGGUCACGGUGGGCUCGGCGGUGAGCGCGCUGGUGCGGGCUGUGCGCACGCGGCGCGGCCAGAAGGGCGGCUUCGCGGACCUGCCGGACCCGGAGAUGUUCUCGCCGCCGGUGGGGCGCGCGGUGCGCAGGAGACUCGCCGGCGCCGGGCGGGGCAAGCGCGAGGAGGCCGUGGAGAUGUACCAGGCGGUGCCGCUCAAGGCGGACGACGUCCACAGUCAGGCCGGAUGAGCGGACCGAGCUGGCCGCGGCGCCAGCGAUAGCGCAGUGAGAGAAAAGUGUGACAAAGAAAAGAGCGACACCGAGCCGCAAAGAAGAGUUGUAUGGUCACCAGAGGACGGGCAGGAAGAUCAAACGACAAUAAUUGGGAAAGAUGAAAUUGAUGGACUGGAGACUUAAUUGCGGGUACGGUAAUGGGACUUUGGUAGGCGUUAUCUAUUGAGAGCAUCGUAGUCUUCUGUCGGAAGCUCUGUCAUGUGCUCGCCCAAUCGCUCCAGUUUUCAUUGAGAGACUCAGUGGCGCAGCGGCGGCGCAUCAUGCCCGCAAUUAGCAAUAAAAGUUCGGGGGUCAUCAAACAAUGAGUCUUAGAUUUGCCUCAAAAUUAGAGUUUCCAUUAUAUAAUGCAAACAAAGAAGUUGUUCAUGACCCUGUUAAUCAUAAUCACGAUAUUCUAAAUAAAUGGCAACGACACAGCCGUCACGGCAGUACGCCUCU
This is a messenger RNA of Frankliniella occidentalis (western flower thrips), 2475 nucleotides long. Its product is annotated as sodium-coupled monocarboxylate transporter 1-like. The transcript has 13 exons. The coding region runs from base 163 to 1992 and encodes 609 amino acids. Gene Ontology annotation, biological process: transmembrane transport; sodium ion transport. The record is from RefSeq and is a predicted model, not a curated record. Gene Ontology annotation, molecular function: symporter activity. Gene Ontology annotation, cellular component: membrane. Lineage: Eukaryota; Metazoa; Arthropoda; Insecta; Thysanoptera; Thripidae.